This is a messenger RNA of Cryphonectria parasitica EP155, 2573 nucleotides long. Its product is annotated as P-loop containing nucleoside triphosphate hydrolase protein. NCBI's taxonomy places the organism in Eukaryota, Fungi, Ascomycota, Sordariomycetes, Diaporthales, Cryphonectriaceae. Gene Ontology annotation, cellular component: cytoplasm; mitochondrial matrix. The transcript has 2 exons. The record is from RefSeq and is a predicted model, not a curated record. Gene Ontology annotation, molecular function: ATP hydrolysis activity; ATP binding. Gene Ontology annotation, biological process: cellular response to heat. Bases 1 to 2337 code for a protein of 778 amino acids.
AUGUUGACAAGACGUCAAUUUCUCACGUCCACCCGGCGCAUCGCCACAAACACCCCAUCGAUUCAACUUCCCUCCUCUUCCGUCUCGUCCGUCCGUCACUAUGCCAACGGCCGCCCCCACCCGCCCGGCGGCACCCACCGGAUGAACAUGAGCGGCGAGGAGGAGAAGCCCGCGCUCGAGCAGUACGGCAUAGACCUGACCGCGAAGGCGAAGGAGGGCAAACUCGACCCUGUGAUUGGACGGGACGCCGAGAUCCAGCGGACGAUCCAGGUGCUCUCGCGGCGCACCAAGAACAAUCCCGUGCUGAUCGGACAGGCCGGGACGGGCAAGACAGCGAUUCUGGAGGGGCUGGCUCUGCGCAUCGUGCGCGGCGAUGUCCCCGAGAGCAUCAAGAACAAGCGGGUCAUAUCGCUUGACCUGGGCUCGCUCAUCGCGGGCGCCAAGUUCCGAGGCGACUUCGAAGAGAGGCUCAAGAAGGUGCUGCACGAGGUCGAGCAGGCCGAGGGCCAGGUGAUCCUCUUCGUCGACGAGCUGCACACGCUCCUGGGCCUCGGCAAGGCGGAGGGCAGCAUUGACGCGUCGAACCUGCUAAAGCCGGCGUUGUCGCGCGGAGAACUGCAGUGUUGCGGUGCCACGACCCUCAACGAGUACCGCAUCAUCGAGAAGGACGUUGCGCUGGCACGACGAUUCCAGCCCAUUCUGGUGAACGAGCCGACGGUCGAGGACACCAUCAGCAUCCUCCGCGGUAUCAAGGACAAAUACGAGGUACACCACGGUGUGCGCAUCACAGACGGCGCGUUGGUGGCAGCCGCGACGCUGAGCAACCGGUACAUCACCGAUCGAUUCUUGCCCGACAAGGCCAUUGACCUGAUGGACGAGGCAGCUAGCUCUCUGCGCCUGCAGCAGGAGAGCAAGCCCGAGGAUAUCAUGAAGCUAGAUCAGAGGAUCAUGACCAUCCAGAUUGAGCUGGAGAGCCUGAGGAAAGAGUCCGACGUCGCCAGCCGAGAGAGGAGGGAGAAGCUCGAGGCGGACCUCACGAGGCUCCAGGAAGAGGUCAAGGUGCUCACGGAGAGGUGGGACAAGGAGCGUGGCGAGAUUGAGACCAUCAAGCAGACGCAAGCUGAACUCGACCGGGCCAAGAUCGAGCUGGAGAUGGCGCAGAGGGAGGGCAACUUUGCCAGGGCCUCGGAGCUGCGGUACAGCGCGAUACCAGCCCUGGAGCAGAAGCUGCCCAAGGAAGGAGAGCAGCAGGCAUCAUCCGGAGCCACCACCUCGGGUGACACCCUGAUCCAUGACUCCGUCACGGCCGAUGAUAUCGCCACGGUGGUGGCCAGGAUCACGGGUAUCCCUGUGUCGAAGCUGACGAGCGGGCACAUUGAGAAGCUCAUCCACAUGGAGGACAACCUUAGACAAGCCGUCAAGGGCCAGGACGAAGCCCUCAAGGCUGUCGCAAAUGCCGUGCGGAUGCAGCGCGCCGGGCUGUCGGGCGAGAACCGCCCACUCGCCUCCUUCUUCUUCCUCGGCCCUACCGGCGUGGGCAAGACGGAGCUGUGCAAGAAGCUCGCCGGCUUCCUGUUCUCGACUGAAUCGGCCGUCGUGCGCUUCGACAUGAGCGAGUUCCAGGAGAAACACACCAUCUCACGGCUGAUCGGCGCACCGUCUGGCUACGUCGGCUACGAAGAUGCCGGGCAGCUGACAGAGCAGGUGCGCCGCAAGCCAUACGCGGUGCUGCUCUUUGACGAGUUUGAGAAGGCCCACAGGGACAUCUCGGCGCUGCUCCUGCAGGUGCUUGACGAGGGGUACCUCACCGACGCCCAGGGCCACAAGGUCGACUUCAAAAACACCAUCAUCGUGCUGACGUCCAACCUCGGCGCCGACAUCCUCGUGGGCGCGGACCCGAUCCACCCUUACAAGGAGACCGAGACGGGCGACAUCAGCCCGGACGUCAAGAAGGCCGUGCUCGACGUCGUCGCUGCCAACUACCCACCCGAGUUCCUCAACAGACUCGACGAGUUCAUCAUCUUCAAGCGCCUCUCGCGUGAGGCCCUCCGCGACAUUGUCGACAUCCGCCUCCGCGAGCUCCAGACCCGCCUUAGCGACAGGCGCAUCACCCUUGAUGUGCCCGACGACAUCAGGCAAUGGCUCGCCGACAAGGGCUACGACCCGAAAUUCGGCGCCCGCCCGCUCAACAGGCUGAUCACGCACGAGAUUGGCAACAGGCUGGCGGAUAAGAUCAUCCGGGGCGAGGUCAAGAUGAACGAUACCGCCGUGGUGGCUAUCAGCGCGGAUGGCUCAGGGUUGGAGGUACAUGCGAAGCCGAAGGGAGGAAUAGAGUAGAUGGAUUGGGGUUCCACCAGACUGGAAGGAAGGAAAAAAAGAAUGAAUGAGAAAAGGACUUUGCAUUGACGGUGUUUUGUGGGCAUCUUCUUUUGGUCAGGUUGCAUGAAAUGGGAGCAUGGUAUGGUAGACGGCUGUCUUCCUUAAGGGAGGACUCUGUGGCGUUUGAAUGUAUAUGUUGUCUCUCUCUUUCAUCACAUCUCUGCUCUCGAUACCAAAUACAAUUGUGUUCUUAC